AGUGUUGUUUCAAUCUUUGCAGCGAAAUGUUUACAAAUCGUGGCCGGCAAAGCAAACGAAAGUACAUGUUCGGCAUCUGUGCCGUCAUAUUCGUUUAUCUUUUGCUUUUUUCGCGUUAUCAAACUUAUGAAAUCCAAGAAGUAAUAAAGAAUGUGAAACCGGUGACUGUUUGGGAGUUUGUUGCUGAUUUUAGCAAAAUGAAAAGUCUGAAUCCAACGAUUCAUGAAUUUAAAAUAUUAUCAGAUCAUGGAAACAAUGAGGACUGGAAAUAUACGGUUGAGUAUAUAGAGUCAAUGUCGGGCUGGCCCCAUUGGAAGAACAAAAUAAAUGCCAACUUCCACGUUCGGAAGGUUAUCAGAGAUCGAAAGUAUCUCUAUCUGGUUGAAUCUGUUCAUAAAUCCUGCUUCUUUAGUGUCUUUUGUUUGAAGGCAAAUGGAGAAUUCGAAUUUACUGACAUAAACAAUGGAGACACCCUCGUGACAGAAACAGUAAAGUAUCAAUGCCCACCAUUCUUAGGACAAUAUUGUCGAAAGGAAGUUGAAUACCAAAGGAAAAAAAUCUUGUACAAUCUCACUAACCAUUUUAAGCAUCAUAAACAAGAAAAAUAGUUUGACAAGCUUCUUUAAGUUCGUUCCUCUUUGGAAACGAAAAAAAGAAACUUUUCCUUCUUAAGAGGAGAAAUAAAUUAAAAUAUCUUUUAAAAAUAAUCUUUGUCUGCUGCUUGUUUUUGUUGUUAUCUGCUGAAACACAAGAAACAGCAGGAUUGAAAAAAAAGAAGUAUCCAGAUAGGUACUUGAAAAAUAAAUAAAAUCACUAUAAAUAAGAUUUUUAUGACAUUUAUGCGAAGGAGAGGAAAAUGGCAAAGCUUCAUUUUUAUAGUUUUCAUGAAUCGAGUGAAUCUUUCUCAAGACUGAAGUGAUGAAAGUUGAAGACAAGUGAAGAAAAGGGGUUUG
Molecule: messenger RNA, 953 nt
Organism: Clunio marinus
Lineage: Eukaryota; Metazoa; Arthropoda; Insecta; Diptera; Chironomidae
Source: the annotation of a GenBank genome assembly